GUGGAGUUUGCAUCCCAAAGUGAAGUAAACCUGAAGUCAUUUUCUCAUCAUGAUCAUAAAGAUAAACCACACAAGUUUCAUUUUUACCAGCUGCAUUUCUUUGUUUCUAGGCCUGGGAUGCCCGCCUGAUGAUGGAGUGCUCUUUGGCCGUGAAGUGUCCGGAUAUCAGCACCCACCUGGCUGGAACAAAGAAGGUGCAGCAGGUGCUUGCUAAGCCCGGUGUUCUGGAGCAUUUCUUCCCCGAUCAGCCGCAAGUAGUGGAGCAAGUGAGGGCCACCUUUGCUGGCCUCUACACUCUAGACAUGGGAGCAGAAGGUGAUGAAACAGUAGCGAUGGCUUUGGCGACACCAGAUCGGUUUGUUCUGAAGCCUCAGCGAGAAGGAGGAGGAAACAACAUUUACGGACAAGAGAUCUGUGAGGUCCUUGGCAAAGUGAAGAGCAGUGCGGAGCGAAUGGCCUACAUAUUGAUGGAUAAGAUCCAGCCCGUGCCUACACGCAACUGCCUGCUCGGAAGAGGCAAGCCCCUCAAAAUAAGUUCUUGCCUAAGUGAACUGGGCUUCUUCGGAGCCUAUGUCAGGCAGGGUAAAGACAUGCUGAUGAACGAUUGUGUGGGCUAUCUUAUGAGGACGAAAAGUUCAGAAUACUUGGAUGGGGGUGUAGCUUCAGGAUAUGCAGUCUUGGACAACCCGCUCCUCUUCUGAGAAGAUUGUUCAACACGGGCUGAUGCAAGAUGCUCCAGCGGCUUCCAAUGGAUUGAUCUUCUGUUGCCGACCCUUGACCUCCCCGCCUCGAUAUUCUCUCAGGCAGAACUCAUAGUCUGCCCUAGCAGACUAUGAGUUCUGCCUUAGCUUGUUUGCCUGUCCCCGUGGCGGUUUGCUGUUUUGCUAUGACAACCAAGUGUGAGUUUCACCCUCCUGCGAACCAUGGAUCACUGAGCAUUUCAUCACCUGACUCCAAACCACCUCCCCGGUCUUUGGACUCAUGAUCUGAGAUGGACAAAAAAAAAGUUUGGAUUUUUCUGCUCAAUUCAUAUUCCACGAAUGCAAUAUUAAUUGGAAUGCCAUGUUUAGACUACUGGGGGCGUAUAGAACAUUGUAUUCUCAAGAACAUUUUUGACUUGACUUCCCCUUUAAGGCUAAAGUCUGGGAACAGGUCUGCCAGCAUUCUUGAAAAGGGGGCUUUGCUAUAAGAAUGGAAGUCUGUUUCCUCCCCAUCACGCCCAGGACGGUCAUCUCUGAUCCACUUGCUUCUGUUCGGCAACCAUCAUGAGUUCGUCCAAUUUCACAUCCUGCAUCCCUGGUGGACCUUUGGUGUUGACGACACAGCUCGAACCUCAACCGGACAACUGGUGCAAUCUUCGCUUGGAGUUUUUAAUGUCACGUUUGCCUCAAAAAACUUGUCACGCCUCUGUACUCACCAUCACCUGUUCAUGGCAGCUUGAGGCACCCGGUCUGAAGAAAUGUGUCCCGAGCUAUCUUCUGACACUGCUCUGACAAUGCAUUGGGUGCAGCUCUUCCAACCAUCUUCCACCAUGCGCGGAAUGUAACAUAUUUGCCACACAAGCCAAAUGACAGCCGAGAUUCUUCUAUUUCUUCUGCUGUAACUAUUCACUUCUUUGUACUCACACACACACACACACACACACACACACACACACACACACACACACACACACACACACACACACGUGACUAAAUGUAACAGAUGUGUCUUAAUUAUUUCAGGACUUGGAGAAGAGAAAUAACUGACCAAAUAAUGUCACUUUGGCA
Hippocampus comes (tiger tail seahorse) is the source of this 1769-nucleotide messenger RNA. Its product is annotated as glutathione synthetase-like. Gene Ontology annotation, molecular function: glutathione synthase activity; ATP binding; glutathione binding. Gene Ontology annotation, cellular component: cytosol. The transcript is spliced from 5 exons. The record is from RefSeq and is a predicted model, not a curated record. Bases 129 to 701 code for a protein of 190 amino acids. NCBI's taxonomy places the organism in Eukaryota, Metazoa, Chordata, Actinopteri, Syngnathiformes, Syngnathidae. Gene Ontology annotation, biological process: glutathione biosynthetic process.